AACUGCAGAACCAUGGAUCCCAACACAUGGCUCGCAUUCGUAAUCGUAAUCUUGGCACUGGCGUUGGCCAUCGUCACCGUUUGGUUAGGCGAAAUAAAAAUGACUGAGAUCAAGUUCACCGAGCCGGAAAUAAAGAAAUUCUCAGUGGAUGUUCAUUGGGACCCUUAUCCGACGGAGUUUAGCGUCGAGAAUGCCAGAAACUGCAAUGCCAAAAACCUGCAAAAAUGCAAAAUAGACAAUCUCGACGACCUACUAGGCUGCAAAGAACUCGCUGUGAGCUGUCGACACUUUAGUAAAGACACCGCUUAUUACGAGCACGGUGAAAAAUUCAUAAUACCACGAAAUAAAAGCGAAAACGAUGGUUGGGUUUUGGCGAUAACAGAUUUGGCCGCAGCCUGUAAUCCAUAUCACGGGGAUUACGUUUUGGUCGCCGCCAAUGACAACUCCACCGAAUACAUGCUCGUGUGUCAGUGCAAAAACCCGGGCUACAUAGGCAACGAUGAUAUUCUCGGGGCAUGCACUGGCCUGCGGAUCUGCAACGGUAAAGUUGACAACAUCAAUCAAGAACUGAAAAACAUCAAUUGUGUUUGUAAACUGGGUCAAUACUCGCAUCGCUAUGACGACGACGGUGUGCCAGUAUGCAAGACUUUGACUGUAGAAAAAGCGAACGAAAUGUAUCCUAGAGGCUGGGAUCAUAUCGUGCCGUUUGGGUCUAAAACUCUCCUUAGCAUUGAUUACUUUCAUAAAGACAUACAGGAUAAUGUGAAAGUUCAAAAAUUGCUUAACCCAUGCGAAUACGUUUUGAAUAACCCUGAAAUCUCAAAUCCUGGCUCAAAUUUCAACGAAAGGAUUAAUUCAUGCUUCUUUAAGGAUUACGGGAUCCCUUUGCGGAUAGGGAUAUUCCCAGAAACGGAUGAUUCUGGACUCGAACCGCUGGAUGCGGUGUUGCCUAGCUUGCGAUACGAAGAAUUACGCAUCAUCGAUGGACUAACCCCCGAAGCGGCAAAAUCCGACAAUUACGACAGAAGCGAAUCGGGCGAACCGGGCAAAUCAAUUACGCCGGCCACACGUCGUAUAAAUAUGAAAGUCAUCAUUGAUGAAUACAAGGAAACUCCUAUAUAUGUUACGCUGCCUAAGAAUAUUGGUUUUGAUUCGCAUUCUCAACUGUUCAUGUCUAUGAGGGACCAGAUCGUUGGCGGACGCUGUUACGGUCAAUGGCCCUCGUACUCUUGCAAUUUCGUUAAUUACUACUCUCAACGUAGAUACGGUAUCCCGAUGGCAGGCUACCGAGACCCCCCCGGAACAUUUUUCUGGGGUACAGAUGACUGGAUCAAUGCAGAAAGCAUGAUUUCAUAUGGUGUGACGACGGAGGGAGAUGGGUUGAGGAUUAACAAAAAAUGGUUUUUAUUUAAGAAAGAUCAUCGCCCUUACGGAAUGCAAUAUUGCCACAAAAGCAAGAAGUGCCUGAACGGCAUGUUGUCCCUCAAAGAUUCUGACCAUGCCAAUAUACAUUGGGACGCAAUGGGAGGGCCGUAAAAAUCGGCUACUUGAGGAAAACUUACUCUCAAACACCAAGAGCCGUGCUGUCGUUUUUUUUUU
Messenger RNA from Venturia canescens, 1599 nucleotides. RefSeq lists its product as uncharacterized. Bases 13 to 1536 code for a protein of 507 amino acids. The record is from RefSeq and is marked provisional. NCBI's taxonomy places the organism in Eukaryota, Metazoa, Arthropoda, Insecta, Hymenoptera, Ichneumonidae. The transcript has a single exon.